AUGUCGUGGCUCUUCGGCUGGAGGAAAGGCUCCGGGACGCCGCCGGCGGAGGAGCAGGCGGCGGCUGAAGGAGCACCGGGAGCACCGGGGGACAACAAACCCGGAGACAAGACACCCGGAGACAAAUGGAGCAACUUCGACCCGACCGGGCUGGAGAGAGCCGCACGAGCCGCCAGGGAGCUCGACAAGUCACGACAUGCAAAAGAAGCUUUGGAUCUGGCCCGCAUGCAGGAGCAGAGCGUACAGCUGGAGCAUCAGAGUAAAGUGAAGGAGUACGAAGCAGCUCUGGAGCAGCUGAAGGGAGAGCAGAUCCACCUCCAGGGGGAGGAGAGACGGAAAACACUGGCAGAGGAGACGAAGCAAAACCAGGCGAGGGCGCAGUAUCAAGACAAACUUGCCAGACAGAGGUAUGAUGAUCAGCUCAGGCAACAGCAAUUCCUCAACGAGGAGAACCUUCGUAAACAAGAGGAGUCGGUUAUGAAGCAAGAGGGCAUGAGGAAAGCUACCAUCGAGCACGAAAUGGAGCUGAGACACAAGAACGACCUGCUUCGGGUUGAAGCGGAGGCCAAAGCUCGUGCUCAGGUGGAGCGGGAGAAUGCAGAUCUGAUCAGGGAGCAGAUCCGCCUGAAAGCUGCUGAACACAGACAAACUGUCCUCGAAUCUAUACGGACGGCGGGAGCGGUGUUUGGGGAGGGAUUCAGGGCCUUCGUCUCCGACUGGGAUAAACUCACAGCAACGGUCGCUGGACUGACCCUGCUGGCAGCAGGAGUGUAUUCUGCCAGAAACGCCACGUCGGUGGCCGGGCGGUACAUAGAGGCUCGUCUGGGUAAACCCUCGCUGGUCCGAGAGACGUCCAGGUUGACGGUUGCAGAGGCCGUGAAACACCCAGUCAAGACAGCCAAGCGUCUGAGAAGCAGACCUCAGGAUGCCUUGGAGGGUGUGGUGCUCAGUGCGGCUUUGGAGGAGCGUGUGCGGGACAUUGCCAUCGCCACUCGGAACACCAGACAGAACCGAGGCUUGUACAGAAACAUCCUGAUGUAUGGACCCCCUGGAACGGGGAAAACCCUCUUCGCAAAGAAACUGGCUCUCCACUCAGGGAUGGACUUUGCCAUCAUGACAGGUGGGGACGUGGCACCCAUGGGGCGCGAUGGAGUCACUGCCAUGCACAAGGUGUUUGACUGGGCCAACACCAGCAGGCGAGGCCUCUUGCUGUUCGUAGACGAAGCUGAUGCAUUCCUGCGUAAGCGAGCCACAGAGAAAAUCAGUGAGGACCUCCGAGCCACCCUUAAUGCAUUCCUCUACCGCACCGGCGAGCAGAGCAACAAGUUCAUGCUGGUGCUUGCUAGUAACCAGCCCGAGCAGUUUGACUGGGCCAUCAAUGACCGCAUUGAUGAGAUCGUACACUUUGCCUUACCGGGUCUGGACGAGAGGGAGAGAUUGGUGCGCUUGUAUUUCGACAAAUUUGUGUUGGGCCCCGCCACUGCAGGAAGACAGAGGUUGAAACUGGCUCAGUUCGACUACGGUCUCAAGUGUUCAGACAUUGCAGUGCGAGCAGACGGCAUGUCGGGGCGUGAAAUCUCCAAACUUGGUGUAGCUUGGCAGGCUGCUGCCUACUCAUCUGAAGAUGGAGUUUUGACUGAAGCAAUGAUUGACUCAAGAGUGGAUGAUGCCGUCAAGCAGCAUGCACAGAAAAUGGACUGGCUGCUGAUGGAAGCAGGUAUGGGGGUUGGUAAGGUCGGCGUGCUCGUCCCCAAGGAAAUGGCUGCAGCAAUCACAGCGCAAGAAGGUGCUUCUCUAGCACAAGGUGAAGACACGACCCCGACUGUACAACAAGUUCUGCCGCUAUACGAGGUCAUAAGCAAUGCUGCCCAGGCAGAAACAGCCACUCCUCCUUCAGAGCUGCAAGCAGAUGUUAUCCUCCAAGAAGCUACCACUCUGGUUAAGGAAAGUGAAGCUGUUGCUCCAACAACGAUCUUGAAUGAACCAGUUGAGACGAUGGCUGCUGCUGCCCCGUUGGAGCAGGAGGUCGAGGCUGUCAAGGACCUGACCGUUGAGGUUCUAGAAACAGCUGCAGACACUGCUGUACCUGAAGUAAAGGAUAUAGUCACUGAGGCUAUCGAAACUGAAAGCACAGCAGCUUCCACCAUCCAAGAAGCCUCAGCCAUGAGUAAAGAAGAGCCCUCUGUUGAUUUAGUGCAAGAAACUGAGGCUGAAGAAGUGAUCAAGGAGAAGCAGGAGGUUGCUCCACAUGUUGAUGCAACAACAGUCUCUGCUGUUGCCCUGGAGAAGCAAUUAGACACUGUCAUCUCCAGUGUUGUCCAGGAGCCAGAAGCUACAGCAGCAGCACUCUCUCAAGACGCUGUUGUUCAGGAAACAGAGCCAGCAACCACAUCUGUUGAUGCCGGAGAAACUAAAGCCAGUAUAGCUGCAGAGGAAGCAACCACUGAUACAGUAAAGGUGGCAGAGGAAAUAGUCACCAAUGUAGCUCAGGUGACUGAGUCCUUGGUGAACAUUGUUAAGGAGGCUGAAUCUAUAGCAGCUGAUGUAGCCAAGGUGGCCGAUGCUGUAGCGACUGUCGCUGAGGAGAUGGAGGCAGUAGCCAUGAAGGAGUCUGAACCGGUGGAAAGCGUGGUUGUCACGGAUGCAAAAGAGGCUGCGGGAGGGUUGGAAGUAUCAGAGGUUACUCAACAAGCUGAAGUGGUUGUGACAGAGAUGGAAUCACAGAUAAUGGACGCAGAGAUUGUUAAGGAGGUCGAACCUGUGAUGUCUGAGGCUGCUGCCAGCGAAGCUGAAGCCAUGCCCAAAGAGAUUGCAGCGGAAACUAAAGCCGUAGCUUCAGAGGAAACCAAGGUGACUCCAACCACUGCCACAGAGUUGACUACAGAGCCUGAGACUUUGGCCACAGAAAGUGUCAAAGAACCUGUACCCCCAGAGAUUGCUGAGAAGGAAGCUGAACUUGUCACAGCAGAGGUUUCCAAGGAAGCAGAAGUCCUACCAGGUGAAGUCAUCUCAACAGAAACUGUAGUAGAAACUAAAGCCACAACCUUAGAGGAAUCAGAAAAGGCUCAGACUGCAGCUACAGAGGUUGCUGCCGAGGAGGCGAAGGUUUCCAAGGAAGCAGAAGUCCUACCAGGUGAAGUCAUCUCAACAGAAAUUGCCUUAGAAACUCAUGCCACAACUGCAAAGGUAGCCGAAGAGUCUCUGACAGCGGUUGCAGAUUCUGCCACAGAGGCUACACCUGAAGAGUUACUGCCGACAGAUACUGCCUCUAAGAACGCUGAGGUCACCACAGCAGAGGUUUCCAAAGAAGCAGAAGUCCUACCAAGUGACGUAAAUCCAACAGAAACUGCAGUAGAAACCAAAGCCACAGCCUCAGAGGGAUCAGAAAAAGCUCAGACUGCAGCUACAGAGAUUGCUGCCGAGGAGGCCGCGGAGGUUUCUAAGGAAGCAGAAGUCCUACCAACCCAGGAGGGUGACACUGUGGUUACAGAAGAUGUGAAACUGCCUGAAACUUCUGAGGCUGCUGUCAAGGAAACUGAGGCCAAAGCAACAGAGGCUGCAGCGCAGGUGGAGACUGAAGCCACUGGUGAGAAGGACUCGGUAGCUGGUCCCAGUAGUUCUCCACAAACCAGUGUUGAUGCAAAGAUGAAUGUGUCAGAACAGUGUGAGAAGUCAGCUGCCUCUGAGACUCCCAGCAAGGACGAAGCAAAGCCUGGUCAAGCUGCUGCUUCAGACAAACCGAGUGGAAAAGCCAGCGACAAAUAACACGGCACAUCUAGUCCAGCAAAGUGAUCACCUGGGAUCUUUGAUGCUAUGAUGUAAAUGAAGAGCUGCUGGAGUCCUUAAACCUCUGAGCCUGGAAGUCUGUCUUUUGUCUGCCCGCAUGUUUCUUAGUGUGUUACUGUAGAUGCCAAGGUGAAGGUCAUAGUUGGGUUACAGUCUGUAGGAUGCAGAAGUUUCAGUAAAAUGAUUUGUGAAACACUGGAA
Molecule: messenger RNA, 3987 nt
Organism: Stegastes partitus (bicolor damselfish)
Lineage: Eukaryota; Metazoa; Chordata; Actinopteri; Pomacentridae
Product: microtubule-associated protein futsch-like
Exons: 16
Coding region: 1-3765 (1254 amino acids)
Biological process (GO): mitochondrion organization
Cellular component (GO): mitochondrion
Molecular function (GO): ATP binding; zinc ion binding; ATP hydrolysis activity
Source: RefSeq, a predicted model, not a curated record